GGUGUAUUUUGUUUUUUUUUUUUUCUUUCCCUUCCAUCCUCCCUCGCGGCUCCUUCGAGCCCGUCGCGCACAUCCCCCGUCCACAAUGGCGGACACGACGGCCGCGGUCGAGCAGGACGGCGCCCACCGGGACGGUCUCUCCGGCCCCGUCUCCGAAGAGGCUCCAUGAGUCGUGUUCAAGGGCCUGUUUUCGUGUGUGUGACGAGCGUGUGUUAAGCAAGUGUGUGUGUGUGUCGCGCGCGACUCUUUUCUCCUCACUCGGCGACCCCCCCCGACUCCCAGAAGCCCGUGAAGAACAAAAAAUCGGCCCGGGGAGGGGGGUCCGCACGCCGGGGCUGAGCGCCGCAGCCGAGCCCACAGCCGAGCCGAGCAGCGAAGCAGCGCUCUGUGUCGCGGGACUUCCCCCCUCUCGCUCCUCGACCAAGGAGGGGGAAGAGUCGGCGCUUCGAGCGCGACGAAGGCCCAGCGACGCUCGGAAAGGACCCGACGACGGGAACGUGUCCCUCUUUUGCUGGAUUUAUUCAUAUUUAUCGGCGAAAAAUAUGGCCGAGAACGUUCCGGACUCCGGCCCGUCUUCAGCCAAGAGGCCUAAAUUGUCCUCCCCAGCGCUCUCGGUCUCCGCCAGUGAUGGGAACGAUUUCGGCUCACUCUUUGACCUGGAGCAUGACCUCCCCGAUGAGCUGAUCAGCUCCUCUGAGCUGAGCCUUGCCAAUGGUGGGGACCUCAGCCAGCUGCACAGUGGUCUGGGUGUGGGAUCUGGGCCAGGUGGGGGUCAGGAUGCUGCAGCCAAGCACAAACAGCUUUCGGAGCUCUUGCGCUCAGGGGGCCCCCCUGCCACAGCCCAGCAGCCAACAUUGGCUGGCAGCCCCAGUGGGGGUUCCAUUGGACUUCUGGGCAGUAUGAAGGGAUCUCCAGGCACACCAGGCAUGGGACAGCAGCAGCAGCAACAUGUUUCACCCCAGCAUGCUGGUAUGAUGCAGCAGCAGCAGGGAAUGGUGAGCAGUAUGAACAGAGCCAUGAUGGGAUCUCAGAAGGUCAGCGGACAGCCCCAGCAGCAGCAGGCCAUGAUGCCAGGUCAGGUCAUGAAUGGCUCCCCCAGGAUGGCCUACUCGAACCCUCCAAUGGGGAGUAAUAGUAACCUGCUGGCAGAAACUCUACUACAACAACAACAGCAGCAGCAGCAGCCACAACAACAACAGCAGCAGCAGCAGCAACUUGGAGGAGGACCACAGUCUGGAAUGAGGGCAUCACAGCAGCCAGGUGCCACAAACAAGAUGAGUAUGAUUGGAAACCCAGGACCCUAUGGCGGCCCCUAUGGUCAGUCAGCCAGCCAGGGCCUGGGAGGUGCAGGGCUGGGACCACAGCUCCAGAAUAAGACCGCUCUUCCCAACAGCCUGGCCCAAUUCCCCCAAGACAAGAAGAUCCAGCCUGUGCAGGGAAUUUCCAGCAUGGCCACUCCCCAGUCCUCUGCUGUUGUCACAGGGGCACCUGGAGCCUCAGGGGCUGGUGGAAUAGUGUCUGGUACCCAGGGCAGCCUGGCAUCUGCCUCCACAGGAACAGCAGCGGCUACGACCCCCACGGCUGACCCAGAGAAGCGCAAGCUGAUCCAGCAGCAGCUGGUGCUUCUGUUACAUGCUCACAAGUGCCAGAGGCGUGAGCAGGCCAAUGGCGAGGUGCGCCAGUGCAACCUGCCCCACUGCCGCACCAUGAAGAACGUCCUCAACCACAUGACCCACUGCCAGGCUGGCAAGUCGUGCCAGGUUGCACACUGUGCCUCAUCGCGACAGAUCAUCUCCCACUGGAAGAACUGCACAAGACACGACUGCCCUGUCUGCCUGCCCCUGAAGAAUGCUGGGGACAAGAGGAGUCAGCAGACUCUUCUUGGCACUACUGCUGUUGGCCUUGGCGGUUCCCUGGGGGCUGUGCAGGGUGGGCAGCCAACUGCCCCCAGCAUCAACCCACCCAGUCAGAUUGACCCCAGCUCCAUCGAACGGGCCUAUGCUGCUCUGGGCCUCACCUAUCAGGGCACCCAGAUCCAGCCUCAGCCACCUCAGCCACAGCUGCCCACUUCGGGUAUGCAGAGUCAGCCAACAUUGCGGCCACUAGGCACCAUGGGAGGAAACCCCAUGGGCGUAAAUGGAGGUGUUGGUGUUCAGUCCACCAGCCAGCAGCCCAACCUACUGCAGGAUCCUAUGUUGCACACCAACAUAAACUCACAGAGUUUGAUGAAUGACAGCAGCACCAUUGGUAAUCUUGGGUCCAUGCCCACGGCAACCCCACCCUCUUCCACUGGUGUCCGUAAAAGCUGGCACGAGGACAUUACACAAGACCUGCGCAACCACCUGGUGCACAAACUUGUGCAAGCCAUUUUUCCAACUCCUGACCCGGCAGCGCUGAAGGACCGGCGGAUGGAGAACCUGGUGGCCUACGCCCGCAAGGUGGAGGGAGACAUGUACGAGUCAGCCAACAGCAGGCCGGAGUACUAUCACCUCCUGGCAGAGAAGAUCUAUAAAAUCCAGAAGGAGCUGGAGGAGAAACGAAGAACACGGCUACAGAAGCAGGGCAUGAUGCCCACCUCGGCACUGACACAGGGCCCACCUGGCAUGGGGCAGACCCCACCCCCAUCUGCAAUACCCCCUAAUGGACCCCACUCAGAUCCAGCCCUUCGGGCACCUGUCCCUAGUCAGAUGGCAAACCGGAUGAUAAAUCCUUCAGGUAUGACUCAGUUCAACCAGAUUGGGCCAAUGCAGUCCCUGGGCCAGAAACCAGCCCCUGGAGUCCAGCUAGGUUUACCCAUGAACCAGUUGGGCAUGGGGCCAGCAAGAAUGGGCCAACCCAAUGUGACUCAGCUCCAGAACCAGUAUCUGACUCCAAGCCAGUUCCCUGGGUCAGGACCAGUGCAUGGGAGUGGCCCCGUUGGAAUGACACAGCCUAUGACGCAAGGCAGCAUAGCACAGGCCCAGAUAUCCACGCCCCCUUCUCUUCCGGUCAGCAGUCCUGCAGCACCCCCUGGCUCGGGAGGAGGAUCAGGCACUGUGCCCCCAGUUGGGUCCAUGGCACCUGGCAGCAUUGGUGGAGGCCCCCCUUCCAGCUUGCCUCAAGCCUCCGGCCUCUCGCAGCCCAACUCCCACCCGCACUGUCCUCCAGUCCGUCAAAGCUCCCCUUCACCUGCUCGCAGUCGUACACCCACCCCACACCCCACGCCCCCUGGAGUGCUCGGCGCACAGACACCCCAGCCCCAUACCCCUAACCCACCUCAACUGGCCCUGCCAACCCCUCAGACUCAGCAGCAGUUGGUUCCACCAGUGGGGCAGAGCAUGAGCUUGGACAAGUCCACACUGCCCACCCAGUCAGGGCUGGCUCCCUCAGGGCCCACGCCAAGUGCCCAGUUGGCACUACAGCAUCCACGCACUCCUCUAUCCCAGAAAUCCUCGCUAGCGCCUGAUGGUCAAGCCUCCACACCGGCCUCCACGGGCAGUGCAGAUGUUGGCUCCCAGCUGGCCUCCUCUGAUGCUCCCAUUCCUUCAGAUUUACGGCCAGAGGUGAAGCAGCAGGAGGAGGAGGAUGCGGAGGUUGAAGGGUUGGCAGCAGCAGGGGGAGGUGUACGCGGGAAGCAGUCAGACGUCAAAACUGAGGAAAAGCCGGACAUGGGGGAGGUAAAGAAGGAGGAGUCUAAAGAUGAUGGAUACAAAGCUGAGCCAAUGGAAGCAUCAGUAGGGGUGGUGAGUGAAGACUGCAAAGCAGAAGUAAAGACAGAAGUGAAGGAGGAGGACGGGGUUUUGGGUUCCACAGGAACGCACAGCACUCAAGCAAACGCACAGAGCAAGAGGAAAAUAUUCAAGCCUGAGGAGCUGCGACAAACCCUAAUGCCAACCCUGGAGGCACUGUACCGCCAGGACCCUGAGUCCCUCCCCUUCCGACAGCCAGUGGACCCCCAGCUCCUGGGAAUACCUGACUAUUUUGACAUUGUGAAGAACCCCAUGGAUUUGUCCACCAUCAAGCGGAAACUGGACACGGGCCAGUACCAAGAGCCCUGGCAGUAUGUGGACGACAUUUGGCUCAUGUUUAACAACGCCUGGCUCUACAACCGCAAAACCUCGCGUGUCUACAAGUACUGCUCCAAGCUGGCCGAGGUGUUUGAGCAGGAGAUUGAUCCAGUCAUGCGAACCCUGGGCUACUGCUGUGGCAGGAAGCUGGAAUUCUCCCCCCAAACACUUUGCUGCUAUGGAAAGCAGCUGUGUACAAUACCUCGUGAUGCAGCCUACUUCAGUUACCAGAACAGGUACCACUUCUGUGAGAAGUGUUUCAACGAAAUCCAGGGCGAGAGUGUGUCCCUGGGGGAUGACCCCUCCCAGCCACAGACGUCCAUCAGUAAAGAUCAGUUUGAGAAGAAAAAGAAUGACAUGCUAGACCCUGAACUGUUUGUGGAAUGUAUUGACUGUGGUCGCAAGAUGCAUCAGAUCUGUGUGCUGCACAAUGAAACCAUAUGGCCAUCAGGGUUUGUGUGCGAUGGCUGUCUGAAGAAAGCCAAUAAGUCACGUAAGGAGAAUAAAUAUGCAGCUAAAAGGCUUCCCCAGACCAAGCUGGGCAGCUUCCUGGAAACAAGAGUCAAUGACUUCCUGAGACGGCAGGACCACCCAGAGUCCGGAGAGGUCACCAUCCGCGUGGUCCACGUCUCUGACAAGGUGGUGGAGGUCAAGCCAGGCAUGAAGGCCAGGUUUGUGGACAGUGGUGAGAUGGCAGAUUCCUUCCCGUAUCGGACCAAGGCUCUCUUUGCCUUUGAGGACAUCGAUGGGGCUGAUGUCUGCUUUUUUGGGAUGCACGUGCAGGAGUACGGCUCAGACUGCCCGCCGCCCAAUCAGAGACGCGUGUACAUCUCCUACCUGGAUAGUGUUCACUUUUUCCAGCCAAGAUGCCUUCGGACAGCCGUGUACCACGAGAUCCUCAUUGGAUACCUGGAGUACGUCAAGAAACUAGGGUUUACAACUGGCCACAUCUGGGCCUGUCCACCCAGUGAGGGGGAUGACUAUAUUUUCCACUGCCACCCGGCAGACCAGAAGAUCCCUAAACCCAAGAGACUGCAGGAGUGGUACAAGAAAAUGCUUGACAAGGCAGUAGCAGAACGCAUUGUUCACGACUACAAGGAUAUCUUCAAGCAAGCAACGGAGGACCGGCUGACCAGUGCCAAGGAGCUACCCUACUUUGAGGGGGACUUCUGGCCCAAUGUGCUGGAGGAGAGCAUCAAGGAGCUGGAGCAGGAAGAAGAAGAACGCAAGCGGGAGGAGAACAACACCUCAAGUGAGAGCAUUGAUGCCUCAAAAGGUGACAGCAAGAAUGCCAAAAAGAAGAACAACAAGAAGACAAGCAAGAACAAGAGCAGCCUGAGUCGAGCCAACAAAAAGAAGCCGGGCAUGCCCAGUGUGUCUAAUGAUCUGUCGCAGAAGCUGUACGCCACCAUGGAGAAGCACAAGGAGGUGUUCUUUGUGAUUCGACUCAUCGCGGGCCCCACAGCCAACUCUCUGCCACCCAUUCUGGAGCUGGAUCCCCUGAUGGCCUGUGACCUGAUGGAUGGGAGGGAUGCCUUCCUGACACUGGCGCGAGACAAACACUGGGAGUUUUCUUCGCUGCGGCGUGCUAAGUGGAGCUCCAUGUGCAUGUUGGUAGAGCUUCACAACCAGAGCCAAGACCGCUUUGUCUACACUUGCAAUGAGUGCAAGCACCACGUGGAGACACGCUGGCACUGUACCGUCUGCGAGGACUACGAUCUGUGCAUCAGCUGUUACAACACCAAAGGUCACGAGCACAAGAUGGAGAAGCUGGGUCUGGGCCUGGAUGACGAGAGCAAUAGCCAGGCAGGAGCAGCCACUCAAAGCCCUGGAGAUUCGCGGCGCCUGAGCAUCCAGCGCUGCAUCCAGUCUCUGGUGCACGCCUGCCAGUGCCGUAAUGCCAACUGCUCGCUGCCUUCCUGCCAGAAGAUGAAGCGUGUGGUGCAGCACACCAAGGGCUGCAAGCGCAAGACCAACGGAGGCUGCCCCAUCUGCAAGCAGCUGAUUGCACUCUGCUGUUACCACGCCAAGCACUGCCAGGAGAACAAGUGUCCUGUGCCCUUCUGCCUCAACAUCAAGCACAAGCUACGGCAGCAGCAGUUGCAGCACCGCCUACAGCAGGCACAUUUACUACGGCGCCGGGUGGCUAGCAUGCAGCGAACGGGCCAGCCUGCCAUCGGUGGAGCGGGUGGGGGCCUGCCCUCCCCAGGUAAUAAUAGCACCACUGCUCCCAGCACGCCCACAUCUGGUGGUACCCAGCCUCCGACACCACAAACGCCUACCCAAGGCAGCCUGCCCCCAGUGCCCCAGGCCGGGGCAGGGAGCAUCCCACCUCAGCAGCUUCACCCACACCUCCAGCCAAUGUCAGGAGGGGGCAUGAUGAGCUCACCUCAGCAUCAGCAUCAGCAUCAUCAGCAACAACAGCAGCAGCAGCAGCAACAGAUGGUUCCCCAGGUCCAACAGCCCCCACAGCAGCAGCUUCCUCAGCAGGGCUCUGACCAACAUCCCCCGCAAGGCAACGGCUUGCACCAGUAUGGCCCCCGGCCCCCAAGUUCCUCUCCCCGCACCUACUUGGGGAAACCAAGCCUCUUUCCAGCAGCGCCCCCUCAACAACCCCAGCAGCAACCACCUUCGGGGCCCCCGCCAGCGGCUGUGGAGAUUGCCAUGAAGAUCCAGCGCGUGGCAGAAACUCAGAGGCAAAUGGCACAUCCGCAGAUGCUGCAGCGCCAAGCGGUUCAAGCAGCCGGCAUGAUGCCUCCCAACCCGCACCAUCAGCCCCCACCACCACAGGGCAUGGGCAUGAGCCAUCCUGUCGGAGGGAUUAUGGGGGCCCAAGGGCUCCCCCCUCAGGCGACAGCAGCGGCCUGCACUCACCUGGAACAGCCACAGCAGGGCAUGGUGGGGGGUCCAGGUUUGCAGCAGCAGUCCCAGAUGCCCCAACUUCAGCAUCCCCAGCAGCAGCAACAGCAGGGGUGGGGAGGCCCAGGCAUGCAGCCCCAGCCCAGGCCGGGCAUGAUGGGCCAAAUGGGCCACCCAGGAAUGGCUGGCAGCCAGCAGCAGCAGCAGCAGGUGAGCCGCGGUGGGGUCAUGGGCAUGCCCGGGGGCCCAGCACCACCUACAGGUGGGGGCAACCUGCCUCAAGCCGCCCUUCAAGAGCUCCUCCGCACCCUGCGCUCUCCCACCUCUCCCAUGCAGCAGCAGCAGGUGCUUAACAUCCUGCGGCUCCACCCACAGCUCAUGGCUGCCUUCAUCAAGCAACGAGCUGCCAAAUACCAGGGCGCUUCAGCGAGUGGAGCCCCAGGUGCGCCCCUGGCAGGUUCAGACGGCCAGGCAGUCAGCGUGAACCCUGGGGCAGUGCCUUCAGCAGGCAUGCAGGUGGGCCAGGGAGGGGGUGUGCCUUCCAUGGCUCCACAGCAGCAAAUAGCGGCCUUGCAGCAGCAGCCCAAUAUCAGCAACCAGUUCCGAGAGAUUCUGCUGAGGAGACAACUCCAGCAACAGCAGCAGCAGCAGCAGCAACAACAACAGCAGCAGCAGCAGCAACAAAUGGGUAACCACACCCAGUUCCAACAGCCCCAGCCCCCCCAGCAGCAAGGCUAUCUCGGCCAGCCCCAGGCAGGUGGCCCAUCACCGCAGCAGCAGCAAGUGCAGCAGCAGGGAGGCCAGCCGGGACAGCAUCAAGUCUACCAAGGGCCUGUGUCCCAUCAGAAGGUCGCUGCCGCCCUCCAGCAGAGGCUCCAGCAGCACCAGCACCACCUCCAGAUGCAGCAGCAGCAGAUGCAGCAGCAGCAGCAGAUGCAGCAGCAGCAGAUGCAGCAGCAGCAGAACGCCAUGGCUGCCCUCCCGGGGGUUGACCCAGGUCCAGCAGGAGGCAAUGGAGGUCCUCUCCAGCAGCAGCCGCAACAGCAGCCCCCUCCGCAGAGCGGUCCCCAGCCUCCGCAGUCCCAGGCUUUGUUCCAGCAGGCCCUGCACCAGCGCAUUCUCCAGCAGCAGCAGCAGCAGCAGCAGCAGCAGCAACAGCAGCAGCAACAUCUGGGUGGCGGCUCGCCAGCCCAACACAGCAGCCCCAUGAGCCCUCAGCAGCCGCAGACACAACAGCAGCAGCAGCCGAUGGCGCCAUCGCCCCUCCUGCAGGGCCCAGCGCUUACAUCGCUGAGCAGCCAGGUGCGCUCUCCGCAGCCAUCGCCACGGCCCCAGUCGCAGCCGCCCCACUCCAGCCCCUCGCCUCGCAUGCAGCCCCAGCCUUCACCCCACCACAUCUCGCCCCAGACCCAGACAGGUUCCCCACACCCAGGGCACCUUGCCCAGCACCACCCAGGCCUGACGGUGCCCCCGCCCCAACAACAAAACUCCAUGGACCCAGGCACUUUCGGGGCUGACCCGAGCGCCAUGCUGUCCCAGCUGACCGGGAUGGGGGGGCUGCAUGGCGCUGGGGGGUCGGACCUGAUGUCAGGGAGCUCAGAGGAGCUUCGGCCCAACAUGAAUCACAGUACCUUAGGCAUGAUGUAGCACAGAAGGAUGCCUAGUUCCGAUCUCUCAUUUACUAUUUAAAACUGUUUUCGAUAUAAUUAAGAACUGCACUUCCUAUGGGAGAUGCACUAAUACAUAAGUCAAUGAAUGAAUGAAUGAAUAAAGUACAUGAAUGGUAAGUUAUUGCUGUUAAUAUAUUUUUUUGCAAAUUGUGUACAGAGGUGGGUGGGGAGAAUAAGGCAGUGUAUCACUCCUUCAGAGAAUGACACACAGGUAGUAUUUUUGGGGUGUGGGGUGGGUAUUUACCUUUUUAAUACAUAUUUUUAAGAUUUUAAAUGUGGCAAAUAAAUUAAAGGACAGAGUUAAUUAACACAAAGGACUUAAUUAUAUUUUCUUUUUUCAUCUUUGAACCAGUCACGAUUGUAUCUGAUUUAAAGCGUGAGGUUGAUAUUAUUAGUUUUUUUUAUUAUUCUGAACAUCACUGCAUUUCUUCCUUUAAAAUUAGUUUGCUUUAUUUUUUUUUCCAGUGGUUUCUUGGCAUGUAUAAUUUGAGACUGCUAUAACUCACAGAAGAUUAUAUAUAUUUUUAAAUUGCCGUUAAAAUGGAAUGGGAGGGUUGCAAGGGGAGGUUUUUUUUUUAAAAUGAAAUAUUAGAGUUUUGCUAGAAGGGGAUUCAAAUAAAACAGUGUUGGUAGAUAAUUGGAUGUUGGUUUUCCUUCAGCACUCCCCAGAGUGGACAGCGUCCCUAUGAAUGUCUUUUUCUGUCAUGUGACUGUGGACUUACAGAACCAGGGUCCUCCCACUGCAUUCUGGGAGUUUUAAGAUCAGCAGGCUGUGCUGUUGGAGCUCUGGCAUGGGCCGUGCUCUCCGUAGCCCCCAGAGAAAAUGGGAUGUGUGCUAAAGAUGAGCCCCCCCCCCCAAAAUCGCAGGCCCUCACUACGCGUGGGGCUUCUGAAAAGCGGAACCCUGCAAAGAUGCAGUUGUGCCCCCUGCACCCACGACUCGGUUUUUCCAAGGCCCAGAACAUUGCAACUAUUUUAGAGUUUCAAAAAAAACAAACAACGGACUUACGAAUGCCUUUUUGUCGUAAUCAAAUGAAUCUUAAGAUCUCAAUUCGUAGAGGCGUUAAGAAAGACAAGAGAGAGAUUAUUUUGGUUUAGCCCUCUCCCUUGAAAGUAAUGAAUAAAUUCUCAAUAAAAAGGUGGGGGGGUUGAUGAGUUUGAGUUCCAGAAGAGUGCAGACCAACAAAGGUGGCUCUCGGUGGAAGGUUCCGGUCUGUCGGCACAAACGGGAACAGACACACACUACAGGUUCAGCCUAUAGCUUGGGGUGGCGAGCACCACACGAUGAAAACAGUGGCAAUAUGGCUUGAGACUUAUUUUCUAAACGAAAAAACUUUUAUAUAUAGAUAUAUUAUU
Scleropages formosus (Asian bonytongue) is the source of this 9931-nucleotide messenger RNA. It is a transcript of the gene ep300a, whose product is annotated as EP300 lysine acetyltransferase a. Gene Ontology annotation, molecular function: zinc ion binding; protein binding; transcription coactivator activity. Bases 543 to 8552 code for a protein of 2669 amino acids. The transcript has 31 exons. Lineage: Eukaryota; Metazoa; Chordata; Actinopteri; Osteoglossiformes; Osteoglossidae. The record is from RefSeq and is a predicted model, not a curated record. Gene Ontology annotation, cellular component: histone acetyltransferase complex; nucleus; transcription regulator complex. Gene Ontology annotation, biological process: positive regulation of transcription by RNA polymerase II.